Molecule: messenger RNA, 867 nt
Organism: Candidozyma haemuli
Lineage: Eukaryota; Fungi; Ascomycota; Pichiomycetes; Serinales; Metschnikowiaceae
Product: nucleoporin
Exons: 1
Coding region: 1-867 (288 amino acids)
Biological process (GO): endoplasmic reticulum tubular network organization; membrane organization
Cellular component (GO): endoplasmic reticulum; membrane
Source: RefSeq, a predicted model, not a curated record
AUGUCUGUUCCUGAUCUGAAAAUCAACGCUGCCGCCGACAACAUCUCGGCUGGCGCCACUGGUGCUUCCUCGUCUGCCGCUGGCACCUCUAACACCUCCUCGUCCUCGCCUUCUUCCACUGGCACUGGUCCAAAGAAGGACCUUGCUGCCACCGUGCAAACCCUCCAGUUUGCCUGGUACAUUGGCCAUGUGAUCACUGUGGUGUCCACCAUCUUCUACGCCCUUACUUACGUGAAGGUGUUCCCAAGCAGUUACAAGUUCUGGUACAGUUUGGCCCUCAUUGGUGUCAUUGAGAGUUUCGGUGUGUUGCUCUUCCAGACUGUCAAGAAGCACGGCUUCAACGCCAAGUUGCUUGCUGAGGAUAACGCUCAGUACUUGUUCUUGGGUGUGUUGCUUUUCAUUGCUCCUCCUCACGUCUUGUUGACCUUGUUGGUGUUCUUCUUGUUCUCCACUUUCCACGUUUUGUCCUACACCAAGCACUUUAUCUUGCCUGCUUUGGACAUCCCAGAGACCCACCCACUUUCCAAGAAGAUUGGUGACUUUGUCGCUGCCAACAACAACAAGUCUAUCCAGCUUGCUGCCCUCUUGGAGGUUGUCACCUUGGCCUGGUUGUUCGUGCGUGUGAUCACCUUCAGAAAGAGAUCCUUGACUCCUUUCCUUGCCUACCUGAUCUUCAUUAAGUUGAGAUACGAGAAGUCUGCUUUCACCAGAAACUACUUCAAACAGGCUGAGAUCCGUGUGGAGAACGUUGUCAAUGGCUCUGGCAACCCAGCUAUCAAGGAUGCUUGGUUGAAGGCCAAGGGUGUUUUCCACCAGGUCGGCUCCAUCCACUUCUUCCACGACCACACCAAGGACAAGUCCAUCUAA